AGAAGAAGAAAAAAAAGAAGAAGAAGAAUUAUAUAGAUCAACAUUAACGAGCUCUCUACUGAAUAUGGGGUCAUACAGACGAAUAGAUUGUAUAUUUUUUAGUGAAUUUCAUCCAACUUUAGGACCAAAGAUCACAUAUCAGGUUCCUGAAGAAUAUAUUUCGAGGGAACUUUUUGAUACAGUGCAGGUGUACAUCAUCACCAAACCUGAACUGCAGAACAAGCUCAUAACGGUGACUGCCAUGGAGAAGAAACUAAUAGGUUGUCCAGUGUGCAUUGAGCAUAAGAAGUACAGCCGGAAUGCCUUGCUCUUCAAUUUGGGUUUAGUCUGUGAUGCCAGGACAAAAACAUGUGCUUUAGAACCUAUUGUCAAAAAACUGUCUGGCUACCUCACAACUCUGGAGCUUGAGAGUGGAUUCAUUUCAAAUGAGGAGAGUAAACAGAAGCUGUUGCCUAUCCUGUCCACACUUCUGGAGGAACUUAAUGUUACAGGAGCCUGCACCCUACCUAUUGAUGACUCGAACACCAUCCACUUGAAGUUAAUUGAACAAAGGAAAGAUCCUCUGGUGGUUCAGGAGUAUGAUGUACCAGUAUUUACCAAGAAUAAAGACCACUUUAUAAAAUCACAAUGGGAUCUCACCACACAGCAGAUCUUACCCUUUGUAGAUGGGUAUCGACACAUUCAAAAAAUCUCAGCUGAGGCCGAUGUUGAGCUUAAUUUGGUGCGGAUUGCUGUUCAGAAUUUAUUGUAUUAUGAAGUGGUAACUCUGGUAUCCAUAUUCCAGUACUCAAAUGUUUACUGCACAACACCUAAAGUACAAAACUUAAUAGAUAAGAAGUGCCUUCAGGAAGAGUGUAUCCACUAUGUCAGUAAGCUAGGCCAAAGGACAAAUCUCAGGGACGUAUUCCAGUUGUAUUGUGGUCUGACCCCAGGUACGACUGUACGUGACCUCUGUUCCCGCUAUUCUCACCAGCUACAGAGGGUGGAUGAAAGGAAGUUGAUUCAGUUUGGCUUGAUGAAAGGUCUGAUUCGGCGCCUGCAGAAGUAUCCAGUCAAGGUUGUUAGAGAUGAGAGGAGUCGUCCACCUAGACUUUAUACUGGCUGCCAUAGUUAUGAUGAAAUCUGUUGCAAAACUGGAAUGAGUUAUAAGGAGUUGGAUGAGCGUUUGGAGAAUGACCCUAACAUUGUUGUUUGCUGGAAAUAAUGUUGCAGAGUCAGAAUUAUAACUACAGACUAUUUCAGUUAAAGAAAUCAUUUGUAACUUGAGAGAAACAGAUCUGGUCCUGGUUCUUUGGCAGUCUCAGACUUUUUGUCCUGUACCUUUAUUUAUUGUAAAUCAAUUGCCCUUUAUGUAUAUUUGAAACCAUUAUAGGUCAAAAUAUGAACACAGAAAUUGAAGAAAAAAAUAAAAAAUAUUGCAAUGAUUUAAGAUGCAUAAAUGCAAAAAUGACUGUUUCUACAUGAAAAACUAGGUCACUGGUUUUUAAAUAAUUUAUGGUUUAUUAUAUGGCUGGGUAUAGUGAGGUCUAAUUCUAUAGUAUGUUUUACCACAGUUAAAAACAUGCUUCAACAAAACAAGUUUCUUACUC
Molecule: messenger RNA, 1589 nt
Organism: Sinocyclocheilus rhinocerous
Lineage: Eukaryota; Metazoa; Chordata; Actinopteri; Cypriniformes; Cyprinidae
Gene: nprl2
Product: NPR2 like, GATOR1 complex subunit
Exons: 11
Coding region: 65-1204 (379 amino acids)
Biological process (GO): positive regulation of autophagy; cellular response to amino acid starvation; negative regulation of TORC1 signaling
Cellular component (GO): vacuolar membrane; GATOR1 complex
Molecular function (GO): GTPase activator activity
Source: RefSeq, a predicted model, not a curated record